Molecule: messenger RNA, 2610 nt
Organism: Aethalodelphis obliquidens (Pacific white-sided dolphin)
Lineage: Eukaryota; Metazoa; Chordata; Mammalia; Artiodactyla; Delphinidae
Gene: CCDC38
Product: coiled-coil domain containing 38
Exons: 13
Coding region: 63-1598 (511 amino acids)
Cellular component (GO): centrosome
Source: RefSeq, a predicted model, not a curated record
CCACUACGAACCGGCAAGAAGAGUACCAGCAACGAGAAUGAUGAUUAGUAAUAAACGUUAUAAUGGAAUCUUCUCUUUCCUGUUCGCUUUGUUCAUGUGGUAAAUGUGGUAGAGAGUCCUGUCCCUACUUUACAGGAAAAAUUUAUGAACACAGCAUGAAAAUCUACCAAAAGUCUACUUUUUCAUCCCGAAUGAAGAAUCAUUCAUACCUGGGCCAAAUGGGAAUCUUCGCUGACACAGGUGGUACCUCAACUGAAAAACCGGGGCUAGAUCCCACUCUUAGUCUCAGAUUUACAGAAGGUGCAGACACAAAAAGGACUGUCCAUGAAUUUAUUAAAGACCACAGAGACAGAUUUAUGCUCGAGUAUGCUCUGUCAACCAAAAGAAACACAAUUCAGAAGUUUGAAAAACACACAAUAAUGAAGGAAAGACAAUUCAUGAAAGCAGAAAAAAAGCUCGAAGAAGACGCAAUGGCCUUUGAAGAGUUCCUUCGAGAAAACGACCAGAGAUCUGUAGAUGCUCUUAAAAUGGCAGCACAAGAAACUAUAAACAAACUCCAAAUGACAGCAGAGCUGAAGAAGGCGAGUAUGGAGGUACAGUUGAUGAAAAGUGAAAUAGCAAAAACAGAAUUCCUCCUUAAAGAGUACAUGCACUAUGGAUUUUUUCUGCUGAAACUGUCUCCAAAACAAUGGCAAAUCCAGCAAGCAACGAAAAGGGUGUCAAAGAAUAAAGAAAAUGUGAAUGUCAAGCUUCCAAGUAUAAUGACAACAAAACCGCGCAAGACGACCACUCCCACCCAGGAGCAAAAGAAAUCAUCCUUAUCAAACCGAGCUGAAAGUAUCAGUUCAGAAGACAGUUCGGAAUUCUUUUUAGAUGAUGAUAUGGACUAUGAUCUGGAGCCAGAACUUUAUUUCAAAGAACCCGAAGAGUUACUUCAGGUCCUCACAGAGCUGGAAGAGCAGAAUCUUACUUUGGUACAAUACUCCCAAGAUGUAGAUGAAAAUCUGAAAGAUGUAAAUAAAAAAGAAAAACUUAUACAGGAUAAAAUAAAUACCAACAUAGAGUUUCUUUUGGAACACAAGGAAAUGCUUAAGGUUAACUGUGUAAGAGAAGAGGAAAAAGCAGCAGAACUGGAAUUAAGGUCCCGGCUAUUUAGUUUUGGAGAAUGUAAUUCAGAUGCUCAGGAAAAACUGAUAGACUCUCUUAGUAAAAAAAUUAAUCAAGUAUACAAAGUCUGCAUUGGAGAUGCUGAGGUUGGCAGCCUCAACCCAGUUCAAAAGCUGGUAAAAGUAGAGUCUCGCCUGGUGGAACUGAGUGAUCUCAUUGAAUCCAUUCCCAAAGAAACCGUGGAGGCAAUUGAGAGGAUGAAACAGAAAGAACGACGGCAAAAGUUGCGUGAAGAGAAAGUGAAAGAAAAACAAAAACACCAGGAGGAAAGGCUAAAAACUGCUCUGGAAAGAGCAGGAGCACAACCAAAGAAAAAGCUGGGAAGACAACUUAUGUACCGCUCAAAACCUCCAUCUGCUAACAAACAUGAACUACUUUUAGUCAAGGAUACAAGAACAAAAUCACUGGAGGAAGAAUAUUUUUUCACUUGAAUAGGAGCAGUAAGACAUUUAUAACCAGAAUGCUUUAGGCAUAUUUUGCAGAUUUUUGCUUUUCAGUAAUGGCAAUAUUCUGCCCCACACACAGGCCUAACCAAUUUCAGGAAGACAGGUCCUUACUCUAAAAGGCUCUUAGGAUUGGAAAUGGGAGUUAUUUUCUUUUGUUGAAGACCUUUAUUAUCCACAUCCUAACCAUUAUUCCAUAUAGCUAAACAUUUAUACUUUCUGUUGUCCCAGGUGGGGAUACACAUCCAAAGUGACCUUACUGAUGUAACUGUAUGGUGAAUGACCAUUUAAGUGCAAUAAUGGCAUUCUGACAACCUAAGACUUUAAAUAAUCUUUUUUUUUUUUUCAACCAGUCCACAGGAAAGUUCAUAGUGUCAAUUUUAUCCCUGUGGAGUAUACAUUUUAACAAUGUGCAACUCUAAAAUACUGAUUUGAGGAGUUUAAAACUUAAAUGAAAACUACUAGAUUAUGUUCUCAUGAGAACAUAAUGAGACAUAACCAACCAUGAGACUGAUUUUUAAUUCACAUUAAGGGGUUCUGUUCAGAAAACUUAAUUCUCUUAAGUGAACAAACAAUAUGUCUUCAGCCUACAUGUCAGUUCACAAUUUCUGUUGUGUUCUAUACUCAAAACCAUCUUAAUUUUCAGGUGACGUUUCAAUUUUAGCUGUAAUGUGCAUAUCAUUUAGCUCACAUUGAUACAGAAUUAACAUGUAAUUUAUUGACUAGUAAGUAAAAGUCUAUAUUAACUCUAAUAAAAUAUUUAACUUUAUAUGUGUCAAAAGUGGCUCAAAAAUAACUCUAAAAGAAACAGUUGCUUUUAAAAGGUCUCAGUUAAUAUACAAUUACAAGGGAUAAAAUUGACUUUCAUAAACAUUUAUAGAGUAUAUAAAUAAAUUUCCCUUAUAGAAAAAAAAUACAGCAUUGGGCUUACAUGAAAACCAACUUGAAUAAAGUUGGGUGGCUUUUAAAGCAUUAGUUCUGUGAAUAAUUUUUCAACUGU